Monomorium pharaonis (pharaoh ant) is the source of this 7758-nucleotide messenger RNA. It is a transcript of the gene hrg, whose product is annotated as poly(A) polymerase type 3. Lineage: Eukaryota; Metazoa; Arthropoda; Insecta; Hymenoptera; Formicidae. Gene Ontology annotation, molecular function: RNA binding; poly(A) RNA polymerase activity. The transcript is spliced from 12 exons. Gene Ontology annotation, cellular component: nucleus. Bases 671 to 2533 code for a protein of 620 amino acids. The record is from RefSeq and is a predicted model, not a curated record.
UGUUACGAGCCAACGAGCGGUCAGGGUGCGCCAUGUUUGUAUUGUAGUCAGCGUUGUAGGUGGUGUAGCGUGGCGCGGAGUGCGCGGGUUGUACGUGUUGUCUUCUCCGCUUAUUUUUCUCUCGCGUACUCGGUAAUGCUCGGCCGUUUAUUUACGUAGCGUCGCGACGCAGUGGCAGGGACCGAACGCGCGUGUCGCCGAUUCGUCGUACGACGACGCGCGACGUGAGGAGCAGCGUAGCGUAGCACAGCGUAGCGAAGCGAAGCGCCGUAACCACCGCGCGAGAUCUUGCCGAAUGUGAACAGCCGCACACACGCCACCCGGGAAAAACCGCGAGGGGUCCGUUACAGACGCGCUCGCGACUCUUGCAGGGCUAGAUGCGAUCCUCCCGUUCUCACAGGGGUUGUUUACGGACGGGCCCGCGGCCCUCGUAGAUCCGCGUGACGCGCGCGCGUGUCUCCGGGAAUCGCCGCGACGUCGUUUUUCUCCGUCAGCAGCAACCGCGCUAUGCCGCUCUAAGCGCCGUGCACUCGUGCUUGUGUGUUUUAUAAUCUGACAACAACAACAACACGCGAGCAUACUUCGUCUCGUACACUUCUCAUUUAUCAUGCCGUUGCAUCUCUGACGAAACGGUUAUCAAGCGGUACAUACUUAAUUGAAAGCUAUCAAAAUGUGGCCGACACAAAGUAAUAAUAAUUCCAAUGCAAACUCCGCGUCCAGCGAAAAGAACAAUUUACGCACUCUGGGGAUGACAUCGGCUAUCAGCGUAGCUGAGCCUAAACCCAUAGAUAUUACCAGAACCAACGAAUUAAAGGAGGCCCUGAAACCCUACAAUGUUUUCGAAUCUGAAGAGGAGUUAAAUCAUAGAAUGGAGAUUUUAAGCAAACUGAACGCAUUGGUUAAACAAUGGAUAAGGGAUACGAGUAUAGCUAGAAACAUGCCACCUAACGUGGCCGAGCAAGUGGGUGGUAAAAUAUACACAUUUGGUUCAUAUAGGUUAGGUGUACAUCACAAGGGUGCCGAUAUUGAUGCACUAUGUGUUGUACCACGUCAUAUAUAUAGAGCGGAUUAUUUUACGUCCUUUUUUGAUUUAUUAAGAACACAAGAGGAAGUUACAGAUUUAAGGGCAGUAGAAGAAGCAUUUGUACCAGUUAUAAAAAUGAACUUUGAUGGAAUAGAAAUCGACAUGCUCUUUGCGAAGUUAACUCUUAAGGAAAUUCCAGAUUCAAUGGAUCUCAGGGAUGACAUGCUACUAAAAAAUCUUGAUCAGAAGUGUGUCAGAAGUCUUAACGGUUGCAGAGUGACAGACGAAAUAUUGCGUUUAGUACCUAAUAUAGAAAAUUUUAGAUUGGCUCUUAGAGCUAUAAAAUUAUGGGCAAAACGACAUGGCAUAUAUAGUAAUGUCUUAGGUUAUCUUGGUGGUGUAUCUUGGGCAAUGUUAGUUGCCCGGACAUGUCAACUGUAUCCUAAUGCCGUGGCUGCAACUCUGAUAGAAAAAUUUUUCCUUGUAUUCUCCCAGUGGAAGUGGCCACAGCCAGUGCUUUUAAAACAACCUGACAACGUCAAUUUGGGUUAUCCAGUUUGGGAUCCAAGAGUAAAUGUAUCAGACAGAUAUCAUCUAAUGCCAAUAAUUACACCAGCAUAUCCUCAACAAAAUUCUACUUUCAACGUGUCUAUAUCGACUAGGACUAUCAUGCAAGAAGCGUUUGAAAAUGGGCUAGCUAUAACUGAAGAAAUUAUCAUGGGUAAAGCAACGUGGGACAAAUUGUUUGAGCCACCAAACUUUUUUGGCAAAUACAAGCACUACAUUGUAUUAUUAGCCAAAAGUUUGACCGCAGAAGAUCAACUUGAGUGGUGUGGUCUUGUUGAGUCAAAAAUACGUCACUUAAUAGGUAUGUUGGAAAGGAAUCCUCAUAUUACUUUGGCACACGUUAAUCCAGAAGCAUUUCCACCAUUGAACCCCGAAUCGGGUAAACACUGUUCUAUGUGGUUCAUCGGCCUGGCAUUUGCUAAGUGCGAAAAGAAUGAAAAAAGUGAAAAGGGUGAGAAUAUCAAUGUUGACCUCACAUAUGACAUCAAAUCCUUUGUGGAUACAGUUGAGAGACAAGCAGAGCAAAUAAAUAUGUUUAAGGAAGGAAUGUGGAUUGAGGCUAAACAUGUAAAAAGAAAGGACUUGCAUACUUAUGUAUCACCAAGUUUGUUAAAAAAGGAGAGGAAGGUUUCUAGUGGUGUGCAUCGAAACGGCAAUAUUGCUGGAAAUGGAAACAGUGGUAGUGUAUCUCCACGAAACCAAGGCGAUGCAAGUGGCAGGAAGAGGUUAUCGGAUCAGACGCUUGAUGCCUGUGGAAAGAAGCGACGAAUCAAUGAAGCAGAAGAGCAAACGGAAAAUACAACGUUAGUCGUUCAAUCUUGCGGAGAAGAUAGCAAUUCUGGCUUCAGUAUGGAUGAAUACAAACCGAAUCUAUCAACUAAUAAGGACGAAGGACCUACUGGUGCAACUACAGUAGCGCAGGAGGGAUUCGUAUGCACUUGAUGAUCAUCAUGGGAUUAUUAUCUCACAUCAAUCCACAGAUGCUCCUCUGGGUCAUCUAGACUGUAAACAUUUCUCAUGCAACCAUCCACUGCCCACUGUAAGUCCUUCGUUUCGUAAAAACAAAACAGCGUCACGCAAUGGAGGAAGCUCUGUCCAGGUGGAAUCAAUCAAUUGAUGACGGGAUUUAUGUGUUUAUGUGUGAGACACUAUAAUUAAUAGUAUUAUGAAAAAAAACAUCGACAGUCAAUGGGAACAAUUAUGCUGAAAACUAAUGCGAUUGUGCCAGUGUCUGUGAUGUCAUUUAUAUAUCACUGGGGUAUAAUAGUUUUGAGAUACAUAGUUGAAAGAAAUUUAUCACUCAUAAAGAUAGAAUCUAUUUUGUUUGGAAACAGAAUGGCAAUCACAUACUUUUUAUAUUUCUUUUUUGUAUAUAUAAAUCAUUUACAUUACUCUUUUUUUUAUCGAUAAACAAACUUGAACAAGGAACUUAAGAUUUGAUAAUACUUGAUAUAACAUAAUUUUACAUAAUUUACAUGACGAGCAGAAAUAGUUUGAGAAAAUUGCAUGUAUGGAAAUUUCCGUAUUUGCGAGUGUUUCCGCGCAUGUUAGAAAAAAAAUACAAAAUAUAAAAUAUAUUCUUAUAUAAAGUGCAUUUUUGUAAUGCACUGCGGAAUAUGCUUUAAAAAAUGCAUACAAUUUAGUUGUAAGUAGGUCUGAUAUACUUUAUUACUCAUGGUAGCGCAAGUCACGUGCCGUGAUCUAUCUGUUUAGGGACUUGCAAAUAUCGUUAGCGUUUUCAUACGCUUUACUGUUUGUACUAAGUAUGAACUAUAAUUUACGCGAUACUUAAUGUUGUUAUAAUUUAUAAGGAUUAGGUGUUACAUGCAAGUUACAGAAUAGAAUAUUACUCUCAAAGCUUACCGUUGCACAUAAAGAAAGACGCUAAUGAUUCGCUUCAUCAUCUUUCACUAUGUACAAUUAUAAUGCAAUCGAUAAUGUAACUGCAUUAUAAGAAUCACCGACACUGGCAUAAAGCCAAGGAUGUUUUAUUUGCAAAGUACCAUAGAUAAUAGUCACAUUAUGAAGAUAAGAAAUAGAGAUUUACAAAUGAAACAUCCUAAACGGAGCAUUGACUAUCUUAUUGACAAUUAUGUUGCGUGAAAUAGUUUCAUAUAGAGCCGUCUUUUUUUUUUGCUCAAAAACAAAGUUAUAGCUUUAAUGAAUUAGAGACGAGUUGACACUUGGAUGAUUGAAACCGUCUGUCACCAAUCGGUGAGUUUUUUCAGGUGUUCAACUGCUUUCACUCCCAAUCUACGGCUCUGAUCCUUGAUCUUGAUUCCAGAUUACUUUCUCGCCUCUAUUACAAUCCUCAUGUUCAUGUGUUAAAGGCAUGUCCACUAAUCGUAUGCUACAAGGUAUUUGAUGUUCAUUCUUUGGUACUUGUAAAAAACGAACUCGCAAAUACCGCAGUAUACGCAGAAAUCAGGUACUUGCAGAGUAAUAUUUGGCAAGUUAAAUGUUUCAGAUGCAAUUCGUAUUAAUAUUGAGAAAUAUGAGAAGUAUCUCUUCUCUUUCCCGUAUAAUCGACAUUACUAACAACUUAAUUGUUACGUUAGAAAUUCUCUUAAUGCAAUAUACACAAUUUAACGAUACUGACUAAUUAAACUUUUUAAGUAUAACAUGAAAAAAACUUAAUUACAAUGCUUUGCAAGUGUCAUGAUUUAAUGUUAAGUGAUUAGGAAUCAUUCCGUUACUACUUGUACAUAUUCGUAGAUACGCCUGAGAUGAUAGGUUUCACUCUUUCAAAGCUUGUCUUAUCGAGUCAUUUUAUUUAUUGAUUGGGAUAUGCACUUUUUUGUAUACUAAAAAAACGGUAGUGCUACCUUAUUUCUCUCUUCGCUUUCAUGCUUGAAUCUGAGAUCGAGGUACAUUACGGUACCGUACAAGGAAUACUAGGCCAGUUGAUUUGAUCGAUCAUAAACUCAUUUGCUUUCCGCGUAUAUUGACGUGACAUGAUUAAAAAUGCAAUUAUCUUUUUAAAAAAGUAAACACGAAAUCUACGGCGAAUUCGCUUAGAUACAUGUAUGCAUAAAUAUAUCCAAUCGAAUUCGUUAUUAUUAUCAAACGAUACCGUUGGAAUAGUCAUGGGUUUAUUUUAUAAUAAUCGAUAUCGUUUGUAAUUGUCUUACAUAGAUUCCACGCGAAAGGAGAAGGGAGAUUUCCCUGUAGAUAUUUUAUUUUAUUUAGUAAUCACUCAUGAUUUAGAAACUGAUUCGCAGCGCACAGAUGAGAUCGAGCAGAUUUAUGUUAAAAUGAAGAGAUUACUUCGUUUAUUUUUAUUUAUCUUUAAAACAUCGCCUAAAUUUGCAAACUUUUUUAAAUCACAAAGUCUCUUCUUGUAAUUAUAUAGGUUUACUCAAUAUUUUUUUAUGGAAUACGUAAACGUAUGCAUAACAUUGCUGAUACUCAUAUAUAGUAAUAAACGUAAUUAAACUUCAUCUAUUGUGUCUAUCUAUAAAAUAUCUGUCUAAUGAAAAUUCUUGAUCGUGAUCUUAUAUAAGAAAAUUUUAUUAUGAAACUUGUUUAUUUAUCGACUUAUCAUCAUUUUGUUUUGCAAACAAAAAUAUUUGUAACUCUUGUAUUUUUUUUAAAUUACUAGCCUAUUGUAUAAUCUUUUUUGCUAAUUCUAAAAUGUGCUUUAUGCGAAACUCAAAUAUUUUAAUAAACAGGAUUUUUACGUAUUAUUGAAAAAAACGUUGUGUUCAUGCAUACGUGUCUUUUUUGUUAUUAACGUCUUUCUUUUUGUACAGAUAUUAAGUUCAUUAAGUUUGUGCAGCUAAUACACUUAAGAUCUCUAUUUAGUGACAAAGAAAAGCAUAUCGCAUUGUCUCCGAUAAAUUGAACAUUUGUUUAUUUUUGCUAUGUUUCAUUGCUGUUUAACGAUGGAUGUAUGUGAAUGUAUUUACGUGCACGCACAUAUACACGCGCGCGCAUAUUAUUACAAAAGUUUAAUUUGCGGGGACAUAUGAUGUGUAUUUUUAGCAAUUCCGUAAAGCGUAUUAAUUACGGUGCAAUACUUUUUUUUCUAAUGCAGAGCCAUUUCUUUUUUCUAGUUAGCAAAUGAUAUUUCAUGAAUUGUGCAAAUUCACAUAUCGAAUGGCAUCAUGCAAAAUAAAAUAUGAAAAAGAUGUUAACACUUUCAUCAAUAAUACACAGAUUGCAUAUCUACUUCACCGAGUAAUUCUCAAAACUUUUUCUGUCUUUUCACUUACAUUAUUCAUGUCGAACAUAAAAAAAUCAAGAAUCUCAUGGUGAUUUAUAAACGUACAAAAUUUAAUGCAAAUUCUCUGUUCAGAUAAGUUGGAAUAAUAUAAUUUCUUCAAUCUUUCGGAACAAGUUUCUUUAUUUAUUCAUAUUUUUUUCAUCUCACCACGUGUCGCACUCGAAUUACUGUGAUCGUCAUUGCUACUAUUACCAAUAUCAUUCGCGGUAACGUUAAAGCUUCUGUCACUCUAUCACACAUUUUACAAUCAUUUUGGGUUUUUCAUCACAGAAUAAUAUUUCAACUUUAUUGAAAUCGAUGAAAUGCACGCGCUUGUGGAUCAUUAGACGAUUCUCGAUCAUAAAUGCCAUGGCAUUCGGAAGCCCGAAAUUGCUUUCGUCACAUUUAACAGUACGUACCGUGCUAUCAGCUCUUAUUGCACUAAUUUCCCGAUCAUCCAUUAUACAGCACUCAUUGUCUCAAUGCAUUAAACUUGCUGACUAAUCGUCCAUAUAUUCCUGACGUUAAUCACCACUAUCUUCUAAGUUCCAAAGUUCAGGGAUUGCAUUAUACUUUGCACAACUUAAGGAUAUUGAAAUGACAAAAUUACCAAAAUAUUACAAAAUUCUCCGAAUUGACUUUACAGAAUUUAAAACUUUUUUACAUGUUUAAGGUACACACAAGAUUAAAUCGUGGGAUACUCACUCAAGUGAGUUUAAAAAAAAAUUAAAAUAUAUGUGAUAUGUAAUUUAAUUCUUUUUCAUUCUUUUUAUGAUUUAUUCUUGUAUUCUAAACAUGUAAAAAAAAUUUAAUUUGGAGAAUUUUGAAUCAUAUAAUGUUCGAUAAUUCAGUUUAGGAUUCAUCUAAACGAAAAUUUAGACGUGUGAUAAGUACCAUUGGGCUGUUAUAAUUAUGAUCGCAAGCAGAAAAAUGAGGUACUUGUCGGCGAAUGGAGGCCGAGGAUCGCGAACGGUGAACAUCAAUAUUAUCCUUGUAUGCCAAAUCUUAUCUUCUUUAUUGAUUCGAGGAUAUCACGCGCCCGAUUCGUACCUCUUUCUCUCCUUUCUCUCUCUCUCCUCUCUCUAUCUCAGAGAUAGCUAGACAUGUCUAUAGCACAUUCUAAAUCCUUGCAUUAGCCUCCCCCAUCUCCUAGAAAUCAUCGUUAGCUGACGUGGAUGUCUUGCAAUUUCAGUAGCACAAUUUCGGCGUGACAGGAAGGGAAACACUACGUCUCUCAUCCGAAAUCUUAUCUUUUAUUAUAUAUAGAAAAACAUGGAAAGAAAACGCGAGUCAGAAACGGGAAAUGCGUUGAAGGAGGAAAAAAGAACGAGAUAGAUGCGAAGACUUAUAUGUUGCGGGACAUGCGGAAUCGACGUACGUGGAUGCUGUACGAAUCGUGCUUAGGAUCUCACACGGUACAGAAUAUGAUGCAUUUGAUAACCGAAAUCAUGCAAAAUCAUUGUACGUAAAUACCGAAUCGUUUAUACCACGAACAGUCGCAGUUUCCAAGCAACUUGCGCGAUAAGUUAUUGUAAAAUUAAAUUGUAUUUGCACGUGCAUCGAUCGUACGCGCCCGUACGUGAUGCACUUCUGCAAAUAAUUGCAUACAGAUUCCACGAUACGUCCGUGAGGGAAAUGCUUUCUUCAUAUAUAUAUCUCUCUCUCUCUCUCUCUUCUCUCUUCUCUCUUUCUUUGAAUGCUAUUUUGUUUUUCAAGCUUUCUCAUGAAAAUUCGAAGCAGAAUGCGCUGGCCGCGUGUUCAUCAUCCGCUCGUGGAUCGUGAACGCUGUGUGCACGCAUGCAAUAACGAUCACCGAUUCAUUGCGUACAAUUAGCAAUAGCACAAACGAAAAAAAAAAUAGGAUGAACAAGCAUAAUUGGUAUCCUGUAAACGUAUUGUACACUCUGUAUCUCUCCUAAAUAAACGGAAAUAAAUUUUUCUUUUAACUCCUUCAGCCAAAAAA